Paecilomyces variotii is the source of this 921-nucleotide messenger RNA. Its product is annotated as inosine triphosphate pyrophosphatase. The record is from RefSeq and is a predicted model, not a curated record. Gene Ontology annotation, molecular function: nucleoside triphosphate diphosphatase activity. The transcript has 6 exons. Gene Ontology annotation, cellular component: cytoplasm. The coding region runs from base 358 to 921 and encodes 187 amino acids. Gene Ontology annotation, biological process: nucleoside triphosphate catabolic process. Lineage: Eukaryota; Fungi; Ascomycota; Eurotiomycetes; Eurotiales; Thermoascaceae.
UAUUCAUUAUUUUAAGCAUUAGUAUCCUUACGUACUGUAUAUAUACCCCAAUUAUUCGCGUGCUGGCCGCCAUGAGAAACAGAUAAUUGCGCAUAAGAUCCGAGGGUAAUUCUGAAGAAGUACGAUAGAUAGUCCAUGUCUCAUACUAUAUAUCAAGCCUGCCCUCCCAAAUUUUCAAAUAAGUCAUGCCCGUCCAAUUCGUUUUUGCGGAAAGUGGAGAUAAAUCAAUUCGGAACUUUUCUUCAUCCGUACUCCGCCUCCUUGCUAUCACCCACGCCUUCGAAGAAGUUACCUAGUUAAAUCAGAAGAACCCCGUGAUUUUACCCCGCGCAUAUAGACCAAACGAUUAUAUUCAUAAUGGCUUCUUCCAUUAGAACGCUGAACUUCAUUACCGGAAACAAAAAUAAACUGGCAGAAGUGAAAGCUAUUCUUGGCGACACUGUGGAACUUCAGAACAAGGCUAUCGAUCUCCCUGAGAUUCAGGGAACUUCGGAACAAAUUGCAAAGGAGAAAUGUCGUCGUGCUGCUGAAAUAGUAAGUGGACCUGUCCUGACAGAGGAUACUGCUCUUGAAUUUCAUGCUCUCAAAGGCCUCCCGGGCCCUUACAUCAAAUGGUUUCUGGAAUCACUUGGCCAUGAAGGGUUGAACAAGAUGCUUGACCCCUACGACGACAGGACUGGUGAAGCUGUGUGCACAUUCGCCUUUUCCAGUGGACCUGGUGCAGAGCCCAUCCUCUUCCAGGGACGGACACAGGGUCAAAUCGUACGCCCCCGCGGCCCAGCCAACUUCGGCUGGGAUCCUAUCUUCGAAUACGAGGGUAAAACGUAUGCGGAGAUGGAGAAACAGGAGAAGAAUCAGGUUUCUCAUCGCUAUAAGGCGUUGUUGAAACUGAAGGAAUGGCUCGCAGAGACCAAGGCCUGA